Messenger RNA from Lycium barbarum (goji berry), 2344 nucleotides. RefSeq names its product pentatricopeptide repeat-containing protein At1g26900, mitochondrial. Lineage: Eukaryota; Viridiplantae; Streptophyta; Magnoliopsida; Solanales; Solanaceae. The record is from RefSeq and is a predicted model, not a curated record. Gene Ontology annotation, molecular function: RNA binding; protein binding. Bases 255 to 2093 code for a protein of 612 amino acids. The transcript has a single exon. Gene Ontology annotation, biological process: RNA modification.
AUAUGAUUUACAGCCAUACAAAUAUCUAAGGUUUAUUUUGGACCGCACAUUUUAAAAGUCUUACUUUAUUUCUUAAAUUCUGUGCCAAGUCAAACUAAGACAAAAAUUUUUUGGGAAGGAGGUACAAUUUAGUGCAAAUCCCUCUUAAUUUGGGAUCUUUUUCAAAGUUUGUUAUAAAAAAAAAAAAAAAAAAAAAAAAACAAUUAAUCUUGAGUAUACCCUUUGCCGCGAAAUCUAGCUUUACAAUUGGUCUCAUGAACAUAGCUUUUAAUAAUUCCUCCUUUUCAUAUCUAACACAAAACUUCAAAAAUUUAUCAUCAAUACUUUUAACAAGACAUUAUUCUAUGUUUUCUUCAAACCAUCAAAACCUGAUUUCUCAGUUACAAUUAUGCAAACAAAUAUCUGAAAUAACUCAAUUUCAUGCCUUAAUUAUCAAAACUGGUCAUGACCAAAUUCCUUUCACAUUAAGUAAACUUCUUGCAUGUUCAAUCCAAUAUACAAACUAUACAUUUUCUAUUUUCAAAUACAUAAAAACCCCAAAUCCUUAUAUGUAUAAUACUAUGUUACGUAGUUGUUCAAUUAGUAAUGACCCAAAAAAAGGUCUUGUUUUUUUCAACUAUAUGAGGGGUAAAAAUGUAAUUCUUGAUCAAUUUUCUUUUAUUUCUGAACUUAGGUCUUGUAUACGUUUAUUUGAAAAAUGUGCUGGUCAAGCUAUUCAUUCAGUUGUUUUGAAAUGUGGGUUUGAUUUUUUUCUUGAUUUAAAGAAUACCCUUUUGAAUUUUUAUUGUGUUUGUGGUGAAAUCCGUUAUGCGCGCCAACUGUUCGAUGAAAUGCCUAAGAGGGAUUUGGUUUCUUGGAACACUUUGAUGGGUGGUUAUCUUGGUGUACAUAGUUAUUGUGCUGUUUUGGAUUUGUUUGUUAAGUUGCAUAGUGAUGGUAACAACGAUAACAUACUCAGUGUAGUCCCACGAGUGGGGUCUGAGCAGGGUAGGUUGUGCGCAGACAUUUCUGCUAAUGCCACGACGAUGCUUUGUGUUUUGUCUGCAAUUGGUGAGUUAAAGAUUGAUUUGUUAGGGGAGUCCCUGCAUGGUUAUUGUAUAAAGAUUGGAUUUUGUUAUAGUUUGAAGGUGUUAACUGCAUUGAUAUCUAUGUAUGGAAAGAUUGGUUGCAUUAGUUCGAGUCGUAGUUUAUUUGAUGAAGCUUACCCCAAAGAUGUUGUCUUGUGGAACUGUUUGAUAGAUGGAUAUGCUAAAAAUGGCUUGCUAGAAGAGGCAUUGUCUCUGUUGAGGCAAAUGAAGGUGCAAAAAUUGACGCCGAAUUCGUCAACCUUGGCUGGUUUGCUUUCUUCUUGUGCUUCCUCUGGAGCUCUCAGUAUGGGUCAAUAUAUUCUGAACUUUGUAGAAGAGGAGCAGUUAGCUUUGGAUCCGGUUCAUGGCACGGUAUUGAUCGAUAUGUAUGCGAAAUGUGGGUUGCUUGUGAAGGCAGUUAAUGUUUUCAAUAAUAUGGAGACGAAAGACGUGAAGUGUUGGACAGCAAUGAUAAUGGGGUACGGGGUAAACGGGGAGGCAAAGGAUGCUAUUGCACUCUUCCAUCGAAUGGAGGAUGAAGGUUUUAGGCCUAACGAAGUGACUUUCUUGGCGGUAUUUAGUGCUUGUAGCCACGGAGGAUUGGUGGCAGAGGGAGUUAGUUGUUUUAGAAAAAUGGUGCUGGAAUAUGGCUUGACUCCGAAAAUUGAGCAUUAUGGAUGUUUGAUUGAUAUCUUAGGCCGUGCUGGAUUGCUUGAAACCGCACGAGAACUAAUAAAAGGUUUGCCCAUUGAAGGGGAUGCUACUGCAUGGCGGGCAUUACUAGCAGCAUGCAGAGUUCAUGGUAGUGUUGAGUUGGGAGAACAAGUGAAGAAAGAACUAGAACAGAGAUUUGGCGAACACCCUGCUGAUUCACUACUUCUGAACGGUACUUAUGCAGUCGCUGGUAUAUCGUCCGAGGAGAAGGAAGGUAAAUUAGAAAAAGAGGUGGGAUCUUAUAGCAGUGGGAAGAAGGAAGCUGGAUGCAGCUCAAUUGAAUUAUGUGAUAAUGGCCCGGGUUUUUCUUAGCCAAGGAGAAGUACCCCUAGUUCCUAGAGGACCUUGCCUUCAGCUGCCACACCACAAUUUUUGGUCUUCAGUAUAAGAACUGCUUCUCCUUUUUUCAGAUAGAGAGAGUACGUUGGCAAGCGGAUUAUCAAUUAUUCAUUGUACUCAUUUGCAAUAAUAUGAUAGACAAUUCAUUCAUUCAUUCAACAUAAUGAUGUAAGAUCAAUCUCCAAGAAAUAUCAUGCGUAACAUCAAAAUGUGUCUUUUCUUUU